GCUCCGCCGCCGGCAGCGAGCGCCGUGCGGGGCCCCAGCAGCCCCGGGCCACCGAGUGCCGGCCCCACCGGGUCCCCAGACCCCCUCCCGGGGCGGAUGGGGGCCCAACAGAGCUGAGUGCCGGGUCCGAGCUGAGUGGCCCCAGCAUCUGCCUUCGGCUGCUUGAGAGGAGUUCAGGCAGGUGUGCUGGUCCUGGAGCCUCUGCACUUUACAAAUGAAGCCACUCGAAGGGACCUUGCUGGGACAGGGAGAGGAGGAGGUGCAGGGACCGGCCCAGGGGCGCGUGCGGCGGCAGUGGCAGAGGACGAGCUGCCGACCCAGCCCCUCACCUCGAAGGGAGCAGCAGGCAGAGCUGUCCGGGCUCCCCACAUCUCCGGAUGAAGGCAGGAUGAUCAGUCCCCAGGGACACCCAGGUGGGGUUUCAGCCAGGAGAGAGCAGAGCGUGGAGCAGGAGCCAGGCAGGGCCAUACAGGAGCAGGCUGUCCACCCUGGGGACAGUGACAGGACUAAAGAAGGUGCAGAAACCCUGGAAGAGCCGCUGCUGAAUCUCCCCAGCGAGCUCUCAGUGCUGGACAGACUCGGCUUGCACAGGGUGGCUUUGACAGAGCAGGAUCUGGAGGCAGCUUUUGCGCACCUCGCCCUGGCUUUUCGCUGCGAUGUGUUCACCCUGCAGCAACGGGUGCAGGUGGAGAAACGGGCACGGGAUGCAGCAGAGGAAAACAUCCAGGAGGAGCUGGGGCAGUGCCGAGCUGCCCUGGAGCUCCCUCCUUUCCCCUCCCAGAGGCUGGGCCGAUCCUGUGCCAAUGCAGGCUGCAAGGAGACGCUGGAGCAGCUGCAGCACAACCUGGCCGUGCUGUCAGCAGCUGUUGAGAGGGCAACCAGUGCGGCGGAGAAGCUGGGGGCUGUACACCAGGGUGCAAGGGAUCCAUCCACCUGCCCUUGGGAGCAGGAAGGGGAUACACCUGCACUCCCUGGGUGGAGGCACCAUGGGAUGCACAGGGAGGGACUGGCAGAGACCUGGCUCCUUAGGAGACCCUGA
Molecule: messenger RNA, 1039 nt
Organism: Poecile atricapillus (Black-capped chickadee)
Lineage: Eukaryota; Metazoa; Chordata; Aves; Passeriformes; Paridae
Exons: 10
Coding region: 215-1039 (274 amino acids)
Cellular component (GO): endoplasmic reticulum membrane
Source: RefSeq, a predicted model, not a curated record